AUGCCUUCCCUAUCCCAGCUCGUGUCUCAAAUCCCUCUUCUCUCAUCCCUGCUGAAUCACCAACCCUCGCUAGGACUCAACCACGACAGCGCCCAUUUCCCAUCAUCAUCCCCAUUGCUACCAAACCAGCACUCCUGCCCCAACCCGCCCGCCCUCUCCUGCCCUACCUCACCCCCAGACUCGCUGAACACAUGCUGCGUCAACCACCCGUCCGGCCACUUCCUGCAGACCCAGUUCUGGGACACCGCGCCACCCAUUGGGCCCAACACAUCAUGGACCGUCCACGGCUUAUGGCCCGACCUGUGCACGGGCGGGUUCGACGCCUUCUGCGACUCGUCCCGCACUCACUCCGACAUACCCGGCGUAUUGAGUCGGGCCCUAGCGGACAGGGGUGACCCCAGUCUGAUCGCCGAACUGCUCGACUUCAUGCGCACCUACUGGCUAUCCUACGACGGGGACGACGGACACCUGUGGUCCCACGAGUGGAACAAACACGGCACAUGCAUCUCGACGCUCGAACCGAACUGUUACGAACCGCCAGAGACUCUCUCGCCGGACGGCGAUCGUUCCGACCAUCCCCAUCAUCACCAUCUCGAUGUACUGGAUUAUUUCAUCCACACGACGUCCCUAUUUCGCACGCUGGAUACGUACUCAACCCUCGCGGAGGCGGGGAUCCUCCCAAGCGCCACGAAGCGAUACACGCUCCGCGAUCUCGAAGACGCGGUCUCUUCCUCAGCCCACGCCCAGCCCGUCACCUUCCGCUGUAACCACAGGGGCGAACUAAACGAGAUCUGGUACCACUUCAGUGUGAAGGGCUCGCUUCGACACAGCACGUACGCGCCCAGCAGUGACUCGGCCCCCACCUCACCAUUCCUCAACGCGAGCACGGUGCACGGACACUUCGUCCCCGCCCCACCCGAUGGGAUCUCAUCAAACUGUCCGCGCCGGGGAAUUAAAUACCUGCCUAAACAUGCCUCCUCACCUUCACCCACAGCCACACAUUCAACGUCACCGCCGGAACCCACAGCUCCGGCCCCGCCCUUUACCGGCAAGGGCCACUUAGAGAUGCACGUCCUCGAUGACACCCCCGGAAAGAAAGGUUGUCUCAUCCGCCACGGCGAGUGGUACACGUCAGGCCAAUGUGCCACGUUCCGCUCCAAGCGCGACGUCGUUGACCCCGGACACGCCCCGCUAUUCUCCCUCUCCUCGUCCUACUCGCCGUGCCUCGUCAAUCCAGCCACGAGUAAAUUCGAGUGCACGAGACAAGCCUCUGUGCAGGGCAUUUUCUCGAGUAGUGCUGAGGAUGAGAAGGUCCUGGCUUAUCGAAACAGCAGUGUCUUUUGGGCAGAGAGGGUGCCAAGCCGGUUUGACAAAGUGCAUAUCUUUGCGGACGAUGGCGGCGGCCAGAGGCAGGUACAGAUGGAGAUUCAUUGGGUUCCUGUAUAA
This is a messenger RNA of Cladophialophora yegresii CBS 114405, 1446 nucleotides long. RefSeq lists its product as uncharacterized. The transcript has a single exon. Gene Ontology annotation, cellular component: extracellular region. The coding region runs from base 1 to 1446 and encodes 481 amino acids. Lineage: Eukaryota; Fungi; Ascomycota; Eurotiomycetes; Chaetothyriales; Herpotrichiellaceae. The record is from RefSeq and is a predicted model, not a curated record. Gene Ontology annotation, molecular function: ribonuclease T2 activity; RNA binding. Gene Ontology annotation, biological process: RNA catabolic process.